CUCUCUCUCUCUCUCUGUGUGUGCAAUUGCAGAGAGAGAAAACACAAUUCUCAGUCUUACCAGCUUAGCUGCAAAAGCCGUAGCAGCUAAGUCGGUUCCGGCCUCGACAGCCUAUAAAUAUAUGUAAAUCCAGUGUCGAUCGAACCAUCAUUCAUCAAUCUCUCUCUCAGACAAGCCCACUAGUAAAAGAAGAUGAAACCUGCAGCAUUCUCUUUUGUUCCUUUUCUUUUCCUUGUUCUUCUUCUUUUCCAAAGCCCACUUUCCUUAUCAUCAUCUGCAAAAGUCGAUGAAACUGAAACCGAUCCCUUCCUGUCUGCAACCCUCAAUUUCCCAAAAACACAAGCCCAAAAACUCAUCCGGGGCCUCAACUUAUUCCCCAGAAAUGACAUCAACAGAGGCGGCCUUCACGUCGAACCUCCAGCUGCUCCGCUGGUGGAAAAGCCUUUGAAGAUCCAUGUCCACGGCGAUCCUCGGACUUCUAUCCAGGACCUCGGCCACCAUGCUGGUUAUUAUCGCCUUCCCCAUACCAAAGAUGCAAGGAUGUUCUAUUUCUUUUUCGAAUCGCGACAUAGUAAGGAGGACCCGGUUGUUAUUUGGCUGACCGGAGGCCCCGGCUGCAGCAGUGAACUCGCCAUGUUCUAUGAGAACGGCCCUUUCCAUAUUGCCAACAACUCGUCGCUUGUCUGGAACGACUUUGGCUGGGACCAGGCAUCAAACCUUAUAUAUGUCGACCAGCCAACCGGAACUGGUUUCAGUUACAGUUCUGACCAAGAUGACAUUCGCCAUGACGAAAGAGGUGUCAGCAAUGAUCUCUAUGACUUCUUGCAGGCGUUCUUCAAACAGCAUCCGCAGUACGCGACGAACGACUUCUACAUAACCGGAGAAUCGUACGCCGGGCACUACAUUCCGGCGUUCGCUUCUCGGGUUCACAAAGGAAACAAAGGCAAAGAAGGAAUUCCCAUAAACCUCAAGGGAUUUGCCAUUGGUAAUGGGCUCACUGAUCCUGAAAUCCAGUACAAAGCUUACCCCGAUUAUGCUUUGGAAAUGGAAGUGAUCGAAAAGUCUGGUUACAACGUCGUCAGCCAGAUGGUUCCGCCAUGCGAAGAGGCGAUAAAACACUGUGGUGCCGACGGAGGAACUGCUUGCGCUUCUGCAUACAUGGCCUGCAACUCCAUAUUCAAUAAGAUCAUGGGUAUGGCCGGUGAUACCAAUUACUACGACAUCAGAAAGAAAUGUGUGGGGGACCUGUGCUACGACUUCUCGAGCAUGGAGAAUCUGCUGAACCAGAGAUGGGUCCGGGAUGCUCUCGGGGUUGGAGACAUCGAGUUUGUUUCGUGUAGCUCGACAGUGUACCAGGCGAUGACGCUGGACUGGAUGAGGAACCUGGAAGUUGGCAUUCCUGCACUUCUUGAAGACGGAAUCCAGCUGCUUGUGUAUGCUGGGGAGUAUGAUCUCAUAUGCAACUGGCUCGGGAAUUCAAGAUGGGUUCAUGCCAUGGAAUGGUCCGGCCAGAAAGAUUUUGUAGCUGCUCCAACAAUUCCAUUUGUAGUUGAUGGUGCCGAAAAAGGACUGCUAAAAGGCCAUGGCCCUCUUACUUUCCUUAAGGUGCAUGAUGCCGGUCACAUGGUGCCAAUGGAUCAACCAAGAGCUUCCCUAGAAAUGUUGAAGAGGUGGAUACAAGGCAAACUUUCUCCAACUAACUCAGAAGGCCGGCCUGUUCCUUUCUGAUCUCAACCCAAAGAAACCAGCACUUCAUCGGCAUUCGUCUUCCAUGCCCAACUUUACAUCUAGUGUGCAGGCCAAUUACCCAUAGCAUACAUGUUCCUGUGAGUAUCAGUGCUGUCCUGGCCAUUGCAUAAAGAUAUCGUUCAUAGAAAUGAACAAUGAGUGCGCCAUUCAAUAAGAAAAAUCUUCUCUUGUUCCUUUUUCUCAUUUUCUUGCCUAACGACACCAUUUCUUUUCCAGUGCCUAUGCCUGCUCUGUUGUUUAACCAAGUAUAUUAUAUAUAUAUAUAUCUAUAUAUAUUAUAUACAUAUAUAUUCAUGCAAUGGGUGACAAUGGUGAAGCAAUAAAA
Molecule: messenger RNA, 2074 nt
Organism: Diospyros lotus (date-plum)
Lineage: Eukaryota; Viridiplantae; Streptophyta; Magnoliopsida; Ericales; Ebenaceae
Product: serine carboxypeptidase-like
Exons: 9
Coding region: 193-1728 (511 amino acids)
Biological process (GO): proteolysis
Cellular component (GO): vacuole
Molecular function (GO): serine-type carboxypeptidase activity
Source: RefSeq, a predicted model, not a curated record